CCUAACGGUGCAAUUUCAUUUUCAUAUGCGAUCCAACAGUUCAUUUUUAGAGUGGCAAUUUUGAAAUAAAAACCCAAUUGAUGGACAUUUAUAACUCCCUUUCUCCACCCCUUCUAAUUCGGUUCUCUGAACCCAAACGACGUCCUGCCAUCUCUCCUCCCUUAGUGCUUUAGCGAUCGAACGACCAGAGGGAGUCCAUCGUCCUUUCCUUCAUCGUCGAUAGUCGUCUUCCUCUACUUUACGACGUUCCUCAGCACUUCGAUCAUCCUCCUCCGUCCAUCCGUGCAUAGAGCCAACGGAAAACAACGGCUGCAUCUCCCCCUCAGCUCACGAUUUCAUUUUCCCCACUAAUCGAGGAUUGAUCCAAUGAGAUUAGGUUUGGUGCAAUUGGGUUCAUAUGGGUUCAAUUUAAUUUGAUUAGGUUUGAGUAGAUUACGGCGGAUUAAGACCAACUGAACAAGACGGGACAAACCUAGGGAUGGUAGCGACCGGCUAUCGUCACUGAAACCUAGCGAUGGCAGCGACCGAAGAUCUUUUACAUUCUUAGGGAAGUAAUGAGCGUUCAGGAUUCUCGUGACUAAUUUCCAUUGUUUAUAUUGCAGUUUUUUCUUUUGGUUCUUUUCAACAUUAAGGCUUACUUUAAAUCAUCUGUGUCACCUUAAGAAUGUGCAAAGCAUUUUCCAUCAUGUGUGCCCAUUCAAACGGAGAUCUUCUUGCCUUGUGGAAGGUCACCUUUUAAAUUUGAAUCAAGGAUCUUUAGGAUACACAAUGAGCCUGAAUUUCUUUUGAUCUGAAAGUCUAGGCAAUAUGAUUAUAUGAACUAUCAUCUUUUUAGUUCUCUUAUACUUCUGCCUUCAUUUAAUAUUUUAGAAAGCUUCAUACUACUAUUCUAUAUCUCGAUAUUGGUGAUUUUAACCAAGAUUAUAAUCCAGAACUGGUGGUUCUUAAAAUUUUAAACUUAGUUUACACUAUACGGAGUAAUGUAGAGUUGUUUUAGCAAUGUUCUAAAUGGCUUAUUGAUGAUUUCAGGAAUUUCUGGAAUUCCUUCAAAUUUGAUCAAUCAAAUUCAACUUUACAAAAUCUGGUUUUAGUAUCUAUUAAUUUACAAGUCAUAUUGUCUGAUGAAAAAGACUUUAACUAUCCUUGGUGCCUCUACAUGCCCUUUGUUGAUCUGAUGCUAUUUUAACACCAGGUUUUGCCUUUGUCUAUUUUGAUGAUGAGCAUGAGCUGCUGUUCGUCAUGUGGACAAUGUUGUGUUUGGGUAUGUCAAACACAGGCUAUUAGUGGAAUGGGCAAGGGGGGAGCGUGGUAACAAACAUCGCGAUAGAUCCAAGGCUGUGGCAAAUCAGAGGCCAACCAAAGCUCUGUUUGUGAUCAAUUUUGAUCCUCACUGGACUAGACUCCGUGAAUAGAGAGACUGAGCAUUAUGGAAAAAUCCACCAUGUCCGGAUUUGGAGGAAUUUCGCCUUUGUCCAGUUUGAAACUCAGGAAGAGGCAGCAAAAGCUUUGGCCAACACGAUGCGCCACUUCUCUCCAUACCUUCAACGGAAGCAACCACGAAUCUAUCAAGAUCCAGUUCAAGAGAUACAAAGUUCUUGAUUCAGAGUGUUAGCGGAGGAAUACCGAGAAGACAAGAAAACGUGGAAGAAACAUGCGAGUGCUUAUAAAAGAAUCAACAAAAUCCUUGAUUCCGGAAGGUAUCGUAACAUAAUGGAUAUGAAUGCUGGAUUGGGAGGUUUCGGUGCAAAGCUUACAUCUCCAAAGAUGUGGGAUAUGAAUGUUGUGCCCACAAUAGCUGAGAAGAACACUUUGGGUGUUAUUGUUAUAUAUGAACAUGUAAUGAUUGGCAUCUACCAUGACUGGUGUGAAGCCUUCUCCACCUAUCCGAGGACCUAUGAUUUGAUUCAUGCUAAUGGAAUCUUCAGCUUAUAAAAGAAUAAGUGUGAAUAUGAAGACAUUCUUAUAGAGAUGGAUAGGAUCAUGCGGCUAGAAGGGGCGGUGAUCAUUAGGGACGAAGUUGACGUGCUUGUAAAGGUGAAGAAGAUAAUCGGUGGCAUGCGGUGGGACUUCAGAUUGAUAGACCACGAAGACGGUCCCCUCAUCCGGGAGAAAAUCCUUGUUGCAGUCAAAUAGUAUUGGACUGUCGGUGGGACCAACUCAACUAUUAGUGUAACACAAUGAGGAAAAAGGAAGGAGGUUGGCAGCCCUUUGAGCAGCUAGAAAGACAGAAGGCGGUGAUUAUACAAGCAGUUUGAUGGUAAAAUCCCCUUCCAUUCGUUUUUACCACACGAAGCUUUGCUCCACAAGGGGAUUCAUUCAUCAAUGGAGCACGCGGGCUAUGGUAAUGUAAUUUAUCUAUAUCUGCUCUUCUGUUUGCUCCAGAAAAUAUGGAGAUGAAAAAGUUAGGUUUGUAACAUUUACUACUAUUAUGUUGUUUUUUGUUCUUCUUCCUCUUUUGAGGGAAACCGUCUUCGAUUUCAUGCCAAAAAAAAUGAAGCCUUUGUGAUCUUAGUAAAAUGUGUGAGUACCCUUUUCUUUCUUCAAGGAUUGUGCCUCCAUGAUUCUCUUAGCAGUAAUCCCAUUCCCUAGAGACUUGAGGAGGACAUUUGUUCUUACUAUUUCUCUCUAAUAAAGUGCUUACAUUACA
Molecule: messenger RNA, 2647 nt
Organism: Cuscuta campestris
Lineage: Eukaryota; Viridiplantae; Streptophyta; Magnoliopsida; Solanales; Convolvulaceae
Source: the annotation of a GenBank genome assembly